This is a messenger RNA of Peromyscus californicus insignis, 6707 nucleotides long. It is a transcript of the gene Nlgn1, whose product is annotated as neuroligin 1. Gene Ontology annotation, cellular component: postsynaptic specialization membrane; synapse; cell surface. Lineage: Eukaryota; Metazoa; Chordata; Mammalia; Rodentia; Cricetidae. The coding region runs from base 2334 to 4925 and encodes 863 amino acids. The transcript has 9 exons. Gene Ontology annotation, biological process: synaptic vesicle endocytosis; postsynaptic membrane assembly; presynaptic membrane assembly. Gene Ontology annotation, molecular function: neurexin family protein binding; signaling receptor activity. The record is from RefSeq and is a predicted model, not a curated record.
CAUAUAGGCUACUUCCCCGAGAAGGGAAACAAACAGAAACAAAAACACAGAUGGACUGAAUUGUAAAACUAUGUUAAAGUGGCUCUGGGUUCCUUCAAAGUGGAGGAAAUGUGUAAGGUUCAAGGUUGUUCUGAAAACCAGAGCAGCCGUCACAGAGCUGUUCCUAUUAACCACCAGCAGCAGAUACUUUAAAUCUUUCAGGACAAGUACCUCCUUGUGUUGUUAUUUCAGGCACCUCUUCUUUCCCCUGAAUUUUAGAGAUUACAUCAUAGAGAGAGUGUGAAGUAUGACACGAACCCCGAGGCAGGAAAGAAAGCACGCGUGUCACUCAUUUCUCAGAGCAACUCUUGGAUUACCUUUUAGCUAAGAUUAUUACAGGUGGCAAUCAAUUAUUUCAGUGGGUCUCUUGGCUGAUCCCAGUUUCUCAAUUCACAUUAAAAAAAAUCACAGAAGCUAGUAGGCUGUGUGUAGGUGUAAGGGAUACAGUGCUGUGAGUCACACCUUCACAAGACACAAAAGCCAGUAAUGAUUACAGCGACGGAUUUUUAAACAUUGGCGUACCAGCAGCCAUGAAUGUGGGCACAGCCAGAGGGGACAGACUGAAAGUACUGGAGACACUUAGUGUUCUCACUAAUUCAGGGAACAGUCUGUUCCUAGGUGAAGGGAAUUUGAGGGGGGAUUUGGUGGUCAAGUAUCUUCUGGAGUGACACAUAAGAAACUCAGUGGAAGGCUGUGGCCUCCAACUCCAAUCUCCCAUCUCUGUUGCCGGACUGGCCUCGUGGAAACACAGCACAAAGACACCAAGGACCGAGAAACUCAGCCUGCAAGAGGCCUCUGGCCCGCCAGGAUGCCAAGGCGCAGUCAGUCACGGAUCCAAGAGACUCAGAAGACGUCACACGUGACGCCCUGGGCCCUUCACCCUUCCUGCAACCUCGGGCUCUGCAGGCGCUGCGGGGCGUUGCGGACCAAGGAGGUUUGGCUGCCACGGGGGCGGAAGGACCAGAGAGGGCGGAACUUAGGAAAGGGAGGGGACCGCCAUCAGAACCGCGGAGGCCACUGUGGCAGCUCCGAGCUGACCCAGGGAAAGCGGUGUUGUGCAAUAAAUCCGCGGGAGGAGUGGGCGGGAGAGGGCUGGGUGGCCCGGAGUCCGCAGGACCGCGGCAGGAGGAUAGCUCUAGUUGUAUUCAGACUCCUGCACCCGGCGUAGCGGCCGAGAGAGAGGAAGAGAGCGCGCGCAGCAGAGGCUGCUGUGUGUGCGCGCGUGAGUGUGCGUGUGUGUGCGUGUCUACAGGUAGCAGCGGCAGCGGCGGGGACGCGAGCAGGGGACCCAUCUGCAGCUACCUCCCCGCGGGGGAUUUUCCACGGCGAUUGCUCUUUUGGCUGACGAUCCGUGGUCCCCAGGAGAUCCUGUCCUCUCCAUUUCUACUCUCCUUUAGGAGUCUCCAAUUUCAAGUGUGUGUUUGGGGGUAAUUUUAUUUAUUUUUUCCUCCUUCCUCCAAAGCUUCACAGGAAUUCUGCAUAUUGAAGCAGGUGCCUCCUGGCACGAAAUCCUUGGAUACAUUUGCUCUGCCAAGUUUUGCUGCUCCGGUCCCUUCCCUCCUCCAGAGGCUUCUGGGGUGCUUUUCUUUUGGAUUUACGUGCAGAAAACCUAUCUAUGUUUAUAUACUGGUCGGAUAGCUUAUAAAUACAUAUACUCGCGCCCCAUAGCCUGGUUUUCAUCUCUUCCCUACACAUCGAUAUGUUCCAGAGCUGAUGGACACCGAGAACAUUAUUCACAUUCUUUUGAUCCUGGUUUUGAACAAGGGGAGGGAGAGUGAAGAACUGUUUAACAUUCGGCCAUCAUUAGGCUGCACGCUAGGCACCACGAAGUAUUUCUGGUUGCAGAGCAGGUACAACCGGGGCUUAGAGAGAAGCAAAUCACCUGAUGGCAAGGUCUUCUGCUACACUGACUGGAUUAAUCUCCUAGAAUCUAUGAACUUUCAUGGCAUUGGAAUCAUGGAGUUUGUUCUGUUUUGAUAUAGACCCACAGUUAACUGGAUUUGAUUUAUACGAGGGAAAUCUACAAUCAAUGGCCACUCUCACCACAUUGCCACUGUGGAAAGCAGAAUGGUCAACAGGAGAUGGUCUGAUGAAUGGUGAUGACUGAAGAUGUUGCUUCAGUCUGUGUGAAGUCAAUGGGAGCUUUGUGCUCCACGAGGGACACUCUGAGCUUUCCUUAACAAGCUAACAUUUGAGAAGCUGGAGGUGCAUCCUACCACCAUUUCAUCUUUUUUAAGUGGAUACAAAUAUAUUUGCCUCACUGUACCAGAUAAUUAGACAACUAAUGUGGGACCAUGGCACUUCCCAGAUGCAUGUGGCCAAAUUAUGUUUGGAGAGCCAUGAUGGCAUGUGUGGUACACAGGGGACUGGGUGCCCCGUUGACUCUCUGUUUGUUGGGAUGUUUGCUACAGACUGUCCACGUACUCUCUCAGAAACUGGAUGAUGUAGACCCAUUGGUAACUACUAACUUUGGCAAAAUAAGAGGGAUUAAGAAAGAACUCAAUAAUGAAAUUUUGGGGCCUGUCAUUCAGUUUCUUGGGGUUCCGUAUGCUGCUCCACCAACAGGUGAACAUCGUUUUCAGCCUCCAGAACCACCAUCUCCCUGGUCCGAUGUCCGGAAUGCCACUCAGUUUGCUCCUGUAUGUCCCCAGAACAUCAUUGAUGGCAGAUUGCCUGAGGUUAUGCUUCCUGUGUGGUUCACUAAUAACUUGGAUGUGGUUUCAUCAUAUGUUCAAGACCAGAGUGAAGACUGCCUAUACUUAAACAUCUAUGUCCCAACUGAAGAUGUAAAAAGAAUAUCCAAGGAAUGUGCCAGAAAACCCGGCAAGAAAAUAUGUAGAAAAGGAGGUCCCCUUACAAAGAAACAGACAGAUGAUUUAGGUGAUAAUGACGGUGCUGAAGAUGAAGAUAUUCGGGACAGUGGGGGUCCCAAGCCAGUGAUGGUGUACAUCCAUGGUGGCUCUUACAUGGAAGGCACUGGAAAUCUAUAUGAUGGGAGUGUCUUGGCAAGCUAUGGCAAUGUGAUCGUCAUCACAGUCAACUAUCGGCUUGGGGUACUUGGCUUCUUGAGCACAGGGGAUCAGGCUGCCAAAGGAAACUACGGGCUCCUUGACCUCAUCCAGGCUCUAAGAUGGACUAGCGAGAACAUUGGGUUCUUUGGUGGUGACCCCUUGCGAAUCACUGUGUUUGGAUCAGGCGCUGGGGGUUCAUGUGUCAAUCUGCUGACUUUAUCCCAUUAUUCUGAAGGUAACCGUUGGAGCAAUUCAACCAAAGGACUUUUUCAACGAGCAAUAGCUCAGAGUGGAACAGCCCUUUCCAGCUGGGCUGUUAGUUUCCAGCCUGCAAAAUAUGCUAGAAUGCUGGCCACAAAGGUUGGCUGCAAUGUGUCAGACACAGUAGAGUUAGUGGAAUGCCUGCAGAAGAAGCCUUACAAAGAACUUGUUGAUCAAGAUGUUCAACCAGCCCGAUACCACAUAGCCUUUGGACCUGUGAUCGAUGGUGAUGUAAUACCGGAUGAUCCUCAGAUACUGAUGGAACAAGGAGAGUUCCUCAACUAUGAUAUAAUGUUAGGAGUUAACCAAGGAGAAGGGUUGAAGUUUGUUGAAAAUAUAGUAGAUAGUGAUGAUGGUAUAUCAGCCAGUGAUUUUGACUUUGCUGUUUCUAAUUUUGUUGAUAAUUUAUAUGGAUAUCCUGAAGGCAAAGAUGUUUUGAGAGAAACCAUUAAAUUCAUGUAUACUGACUGGGCUGAUCGACAUAACCCUGAAACUAGAAGGAAGACAUUGUUGGCUUUGUUUACGGACCAUCAGUGGGUAGCACCUGCUGUGGCCACAGCAGACCUUCACUCAAACUUUGGUUCACCUACAUACUUCUAUGCCUUUUAUCAUCAUUGCCAAACAGAUCAAGUUCCAGCUUGGGCUGAUGCGGCUCAUGGAGAUGAGGUUCCCUAUGUGUUGGGAAUCCCCAUGAUUGGCCCUACAGAGUUGUUUCCUUGCAAUUUCUCCAAGAAUGAUGUGAUGUUGAGUGCAGUGGUAAUGACAUAUUGGACGAAUUUUGCUAAAACAGGUGACCCAAAUCAACCAGUUCCUCAAGACACAAAAUUCAUUCAUACCAAACCCAACCGCUUUGAAGAAGUAGCAUGGACCAGAUAUUCCCAGAAAGACCAACUUUAUCUCCAUAUUGGAUUAAAACCAAGAGUCAAAGAGCAUUACAGAGCCAAUAAGGUAAAUCUCUGGUUGGAGCUGGUACCUCAUCUGCAUAAUCUCAAUGACAUUUCUCAGUAUACCUCGACAACAACUAAAGUGCCAUCCACAGACAUCACUCUCAGACCUACAAGGAAAAAUUCCACGCCUGUGACAUCAGCCUUUCCUACUGCCAAACAGGAUGAUCCCAAACAACAACCUAGUCCCUUCUCAGUGGAUCAGAGGGACUACUCCACAGAGCUGAGUGUCACCAUUGCAGUGGGGGCAUCUUUGCUGUUUCUGAAUAUCUUGGCUUUCGCAGCCCUAUACUACAAGAAGGAUAAGAGGAGACAUGAUGUCCACCGGAGGUGCAGCCCUCAGCGCACAACCACCAAUGACCUGACCCAUGCUCCAGAAGAAGAAAUCAUGUCCCUCCAAAUGAAGCACACUGACUUGGAUCAUGAGUGUGAGUCCAUCCAUCCACACGAGGUGGUUCUUCGGACCGCCUGCCCCCCAGAUUAUACCCUAGCAAUGAGGAGGUCACCUGAUGAUGUUCCUUUAAUGACACCUAACACCAUCACAAUGAUUCCCAACACUAUACCAGGGAUUCAGCCCUUACACACAUUCAACACAUUUACUGGAGGACAGAACAAUACACUGCCCCAUCCCCACCCCCACCCCCAUUCACAUUCAACAACCAGGGUAUAGCCAGAUGAGAGAGACAAACUGAUUUUUUUUCUGAUGGAGUACAGUAAAAGAUUAUUGAAGAUUCCUUGGCUUUCAACUUGGAAGACUCUCACUAUUUAACUAAGGAGGAAUAUUAUGUGAAUAUACAUAUCAAGAACUUUGGGGGUUUUGAAAAAUCAAUUGUAUAUAGAUAUACACACAAAUCAACUUUAAAAAAACAAAUUUCAAUUGCUUGAAGCAAUUGUUCUGAAUGAUACUUUUUCAUUCACAUUCAAGAAUUAAUUUGUUGAAGAUUUAAGUUGCAUACCGGAGUUAGGCAUGUGGAACACCAAACAGGAAAGUACUGUGUCUGAAAUACUUAAAAAAACAAAAACAAAAACAAAAAUAAAAUCAACUAUGAAUAUGCACAAGGGACACACCAAUGGAAUGUCAGAUAAUUUCCGUCAGUUUUCCUUUGGAGCCCUUUCAUUGUGUAGACCAUGUUUGCAUAAGUACACAGAGCACUGACGCUGUUAAUGACAUAGCAAAGGCUCAUGCUGAUGAUUGCCAGUAAAACAAAGAAGUUUAAAGACUGGCAGGUACAAUGUUAUCACAUAAGUGCUGUCAGUACUAAGUCGUGGGAUCAAGGAGACUGGAUAUUUUUAGCACGAUGUGCAUGAUAAUUUAUAUGCUUGGUGGCUGUGCUGCUGAUUAAGCCGUAAUUAAAAUUCUUCUCAUCCCAUUGGAGUUUUUAAUAGGAGCUUCCUCCACCAAUUGGCAGAACCCAAAGAAGAUUUUAUAAGGGGCAAAAGUAAUUACAAUACAAUAAUUCGCAGUAGUUUCAAUAAUAGAGGGAAUAGGUAUUAAAGUCUAUGGAGAAACUAUAGGUACAGUGGUGAAUACUCACUGAUAUGAGUCCCAGAAAAUUUCCUCUGAGUUUAAUGUUCUUUUCACUCCCAUAUAAGUAAUUUAUAGAAUACACUCUAACUGGACACGUGUUAGCUGUGGAUCUAUAAUUUGCUGCAGGUUUCUUACUCUGAAGUUUGUCCCUUCGGUAAGGUGAAGUGCCACAGUUUUUCAGGGUGUAAGGAUGCCCCAAUAGUACCGCUCUGAUUACAGUUCUCAGUUAAUUGAUUUACUCAUGUUGCAUGACAAAAUGUUUACUACUAAUAAUUCAAUAUAAAGUUCAGUCCCUCUUCACUCUGCUUCUCUGUCUCACUGAGGUUCACUUGACUUUCCUCAUGAGAUCUCAGUAGAGGACAACGUAGGUACAGAACCUAGGGGAGUCAACAGCUGGAGGGUUUGUCUUUCACACAUGUGCAAUUUCAAUGAAUUAUCUAAGACCACAGGAAACUCUGAAUCCCCUGUUGUUUACCAGUAAUCUCAGUAUACCACAGACCUUUCCAAAUGUUUGUAUAUGUAAUCAGAUGUACAUUUAUAUUAAAAAUUGAGAUGGACUUAAAGAGCACAUCCUGAUAAAUGAUUUCUCUCUUAUCUGUACUAUAUUUCUAUUAGACUAAAGUUAUGUGAUUUUUUUUUACCUUUUUUCAGAUGACUAGCAAUUUUGAUAGUUUGUAAGAUAAUGCAAAGGACUUUCUCUGACUAACUGAAGUAACAGAAACUUUUCUUUCCAGCUACUCUUUUUCAAGAAUUGAAAGCUUAUUAUACAAAAGAAAACACUUGUAUACUACUUGAUGGGAAGGACUUUGUGUAUCUAUCUCGACCACGUCAGUGGUCCUAUGGUGAAAUAAAGAUAAUCUGGAUAAUGAUGAUUAGUCAAAUGCUAAGAGACAUGGUCUUUGCUCAUUAAAGAGCUAAAAUGUU